UUUUAGUAGAGAGAGAGAGAAAGAGAGAGAGAGAGAGAGAGAGAGAGAGAGAUCAAUAAUGAGGAUUGUUCGUAUGUGGAAAUCUUUGUCUAGGACCAGGUCUGUCCAUAAUCAUCAAGAACAACAUGACCACCAAGAAUACAAGGCUACUGGUAAUAGUACUUCCGAGGCUUGCACAUCAUUAACAGUGUGGAGAAAAUCCCUUCUAAUUAGCUGUAAAGGGUUCACAGUCAUCGAUUCAAAUGGAGAUCUUGUUUAUCGAGUGGACAACUACGUCGGACAUCCUGAGGAAGUCAUUCUCAUGGAUGGCUCUGGAAAGUCUGUCCUCACAAUGCGUCGCCGAAAGAAGCUUAGUCUAAUUGAUACUUGGUUUGUGCACGACGGGGAAGCUGGCAAUUGUUACCCAACAAGAUCAACAUUUGCAGCAUCAAAAAGUAUGCCAACGUUUUACGUGAGGAAGAACAAGAACAUGCUAAAUACCAAUCCCAGGAGUAUACUUGCUUAUGUGUAUCGAGAGGCAUGUGGCCACAAAAGGCAUACAUAUAUGAUUGAAGGUUCUUUCACGCACAGAUCAUGCAAGGUAUUAGAUGAGUCGAGGAAUGUGGUGGCUGAGAUCAAGAGAAAGGAAGCAAAUAAUGGAGGUGUUUCUUAUGGAUUAGAUGUUUUUCAUUUAAUUGUGCAUCCUGGCUUUGAUUCUGGACUUGCAAUGGCUCUUGUAUUAGUAUUAGAUCAAUUGUUUUCUUAGGUUUAUUUUCUAUCAAUUCAUUGAUAUGUAUAUAUGUUGGACGAAAUAUGGUUUUCCAUACAAGUCCUUAUGUCAAUUACUACUGAAGAGAUCUCAACAAAUAAGGAUAAUAUGGAAUGCACAUAUAUUGACAAGUCCCGACCUAAAUCAGGGCGUGCUGGCCAUCACGUGGGAGUGACGUAACCAUGUGCAUAGUGCAUAAGCAAUAAAGAUAUAAGGGAAAUAUGAAUAAAUAAAAAUCAAACUACUAGCAGUACUAGCUAAGAUAAAGUGCUAGUGCGAGGUUAAAUGUAAAAUACACAACCAAAGCAUAAAUAGCCUAAGUACAGUCAAGCAGAACAAGUACUAAUUUACAACACCCAAUGGUGAUCCUACAUUUAUGAUGUUCUGUCAGAACUACCAUUGAAAUCCCCGUGAGCCACCAAAGCACUUCU
Messenger RNA from Malus domestica (apple), 1179 nucleotides. RefSeq names its product protein LURP-one-related 17-like. NCBI's taxonomy places the organism in Eukaryota, Viridiplantae, Streptophyta, Magnoliopsida, Rosales, Rosaceae. The record is from RefSeq and is a predicted model, not a curated record.